Aspergillus homomorphus CBS 101889 is the source of this 1662-nucleotide messenger RNA. Its product is annotated as cytochrome P450. Lineage: Eukaryota; Fungi; Ascomycota; Eurotiomycetes; Eurotiales; Aspergillaceae. The transcript is spliced from 3 exons. Bases 1 to 1617 code for a protein of 538 amino acids. Gene Ontology annotation, molecular function: iron ion binding; oxidoreductase activity, acting on paired donors, with incorporation or reduction of molecular oxygen; heme binding. The record is from RefSeq and is a predicted model, not a curated record.
AUGCUCUCUCUGUGGCUCCCUUCACUAGGAUUUACAGUGGCGGACCACUGGAUUACCCUUGUGAGCAGCAUCUUAUUCUGCUAUGUUAUGGGCUGGAUUCUGUACCACCUCUACUUCAGUCCUUUGGCUGGAUAUCCAGGACCAUUCCUUGCGCGCAUAUCGUCCAUCCCAGACUUCUAUUGGUCGCUCACGGGAAGGCGACAUUUGUGGAUCGCCCGCAAUCAUCAACUAUAUGGUGACGUGGUUCGUUUUCGCCCCGAUGGAGUACUUUUCAAAACCCCCCAGGCAUAUCGUGAUAUCUUUCAUGCCAAAGCCAAUGUCAAGCGAUCCCAGUUUUACGACAUGAUGACACGGCAUAAAAACGAUCAGAGUACUUUGACUGGCACCGAUCCCAGUUUGCAUGCACAGAAGCGUCGCGUUCUGAAUACGGUGUUCUCCGACAGAUCGCUUCGCGCAAUGGAACCACUGCUGGAGUCGCACGUGGCCCGUUGGUGCGAGCUUCUUGUCGACGACCAUGAACUAGAGUGGUCGGAAGCCAGGAAGAUGUCAGAAGUAUGCGACUACUUGGUGCUAGACGUGCUCUGCGAUCUUUGUUUCGGGCGAGCCGUGAACACCAAGGAGCGUGGUAUCAAUUUGUAUCGUCAAAUUCCACACACCAUCGCGUUUUUUUUACGGAUACUAUACCCGGUACCUGGGUCACAGCCAUGGCUUGACCCUCUCGUCUGGCUUAAACACCGCGGUCUUGACUGGCUAUUAGGCAAAAUCACGCCUCCCAGCGUUCGAUUUCUCUAUGAUUUCGUCGACGAAUCCUUAGCUCAGCGCCUGGAUUUAGAAGCACGGCAAGAGACUCGCCAAGACAUGCUGCACUACCUUUUACGCGCAAAGGACCCCGUCACCGGGCUUCCAGGAUACACGCGCGAGGCCCUUGAAGCGGAAGCCAUAAUGCUCACCAUCGCCGGCUCCGACACCACAUCCGUAAUCAUGGCCGGCUUCUUCUUCUACAUCGUCCGCACCCCCCACGCUUACACCAAACUCGUCCACGAGAUCCGCAACACUUUCACAACCGUAGAAGAGAUCAGAGGCGGCCCCACCCUCCUUGCCUCGUGCCCGUACCUCCGCGCCUGCGUCGACGAGGCAAUGCGCAUCACGCCAGCCGGACCCUCCGAGCUCCCCCGCACGGUUCUACCGGGCGGUAUCACCAUCGACGGCGAGUUCAUCCCCGAAGGCACAACCGUCGGGGUCUCGCAUUGGAGCUUCUACCGCAAUGAGGAGUAUUUCCCGGAUCCCGACGUCUAUCGUCCGGAGCGGUGGCUGGUCGAUCCCGCAGCUGGAGUCUCGGCGGAAGAUGUCGCGCGGGCUCGGUCGAGCUGUUUCCCAUUCACGGCUGGGACGACGAGCUGUGCGGGCAAGAACUUUGCGCUGUUGGAGUUGUAUAUGACGAUUGCGCGGACGGUUUGGCUGUAUGAUAUGCGGCUUCUGCCGGGGGACAAGACGGGCGUGGUGGGGAGUGAAGCUGCGGGUGUUGGGGAGGUUUUCGAAGUCUGGGAUAGUUAUAUUAGCUUGCGCGAGGGGCCGAUGGUGCAGUUUCGGCGGAGGAGGGAAGUUUCCAUUAUCUAAGUAGAUUGGAUUAGAUUGGAGUUCAGCUGGCUAGAUGGAUUAGUG